GUCUCGCAACGCUCAAUUCGCUCGUAUGGAAAUAAGACUUUCUGGCCAGUUGCGGCGGCUAUCUUGCUUUGACCAUUCGGACAAUCAUCUCUCUCUUCGCUUCGAGCGCGGUGACAGCCAGAAAAGCUUCACCAUCCAAGGCCUACAAGGUCUAAACCUCUGCUGAUCGCGAUCGCGAGAAUGUCGGGUCAAUUGCGAUACGUUCAAAGGCUCGCGGGAGCUUCAGUUCUUAUCAUUGGUGGCUCGUCCGGUGUUGGGUUUGGUGUAGCUGAAGCCAGUAUCGAGCAUGGCAUGACCGUGCACAUCUCGUCUUCGGAUACAUCAAGGAUUGCGGCCAAAGUCGAUCAGUUGAAGAGAUCCUAUCCUGCGGCCCGUGUGAGUGGACACGUGUGCGAUCUCGGCACAAUCGAUACAUUGGAGGUCAAUGUGAAGAAACUGUUUGGAUCGGUGGGCAACGUCGACCAUAUCGUCUACACCGCUGGUGACGCGCUUGCCGGAGUUGACAUCAGGCAGCUCGACGUGGCGACCAUCACGAAGCUGGGCACCGUCAGAUUCUACGCGCCUUUGCUUGUGGCCAAAUAUGCGCUUCAACAUCUCACCCCGACGCCUUCCAGCAGCAUCACACUGACCACCGGGGCCGUGGCGGCGCGACCAAUCCCAGAUUGGUCUGUUCUCGGUGCGUUUGCGGCGGGUCUACAUGGCAUGGUGAGAGGUCUCGCGUUGGACCUGAAGCCGAUCAGAGUCAACUUGGUCUCCCUGGGGGCUGUUGACACGGAAUUCUGGAAAAUGCCCGCGGAAGACAAACAAAAGAUCUUCAGGAUGAGAGAGGGCAAGUCGUUGACGGGCAAGAUUGGGCGAGUGGAGGACGUAGCGCAGAGCUACGUCUACCUCAUGACGGACCAGAACAUCACCGGCACUGUCGUUAGUACUGACAGUGGUAUGCUUUUGCUAUAA
Molecule: messenger RNA, 954 nt
Organism: Cladophialophora immunda
Lineage: Eukaryota; Fungi; Ascomycota; Eurotiomycetes; Chaetothyriales; Herpotrichiellaceae
Exons: 2
Coding region: 181-954 (257 amino acids)
Molecular function (GO): oxidoreductase activity
Source: RefSeq, a predicted model, not a curated record